CUUGUUGCCAAUCCAGCCCUUGGCAUCGAAUCUUCACUCUCGUCCCUUCCCUGUCCUCAUUUGCCCAGGCCAUCUGCGCCGAUCGUCGCUCGUUUGCCUCUCGUCAACCCAGCCAUGUCGUCUCCUCAGCCUCCCCAACCCUCAAAACGGGCAAAGCCCAACCGCACGUCCCGUGCAUGCGAUGCAUGUCGAUCCAAGCACAACAAAUGCAACGGCGAGCAACCGUGCAAACCCUGCCUGGCGAGCGGUCUCAGCUGCACUUACCACCAACCCCAGCUCAAGCGAGGCCCGCAGCCCCUGAGCUCAUUAUCCAUCGGGAGAUUCACUGGGUCGCCAAGCUUGGCCGGCUCUCCGUUCUCUGCCGGCUCACCCGCCCCAUCCAAAUCCGAGAGCCCGCCCAAAGACGAGAAAUGGGGCACGGAUUAUUGUGCGAUCCGAGACACAGCCAACGGAGCAACCACAUACCUCGGGCCAACGGCGCUUGGAGGAGGAGUGUGUCUGGAGCAAUGUCCUCGCAACUCCCAGGGCCUGAUCGAAUUUCGCAUUGCCUCGGCAUCGUGGACCAGCCAGCGCAUCCCACGAGCAGAAUCGCUGCCGUUUUCAGAAGAGGCAACAUCAGUCUUGAUCAAGGCCUUCUUCCACAGCGGCAAGCCGCUUGGUGCCAUGAUCCAUAGACCGGAUUUCGACCACGAAUAUCAGUCGGACACCCAUUCCAAACCCUUCAGUUUGCUUGUUUGGACAAUGUGUUUGUUCGCCGUGCUCCAGAACGAAUCCCUGGAGAUGAUGGGGAUCCAAAACGUCGAGGAAAUUCGCCAAGCGAUGAUUCAGCACUGUCGGUCAUCCAUCAAAAAGCUGAAGCAGCACCCCCACAUCCACACUCUCCGGGCGCUGAUCCUGUGGAGCUAUAUUUGCUUGGACAGCACAGAUGCGAUCAAGCAAAGCGCCAGUCUAUAUAUGAGACUGGCCUGGUCGAUGGCGGUCGAGCUGGCUAUUCAUCUCAACAUGGAUGCCUUGGGCGAUCCCCCUCCCAACGCCGCUGCGCAGAAAGCCAACCGCAGCACGUUUUUCGUUCUGUAUGCCCUCGAUUGUCUGUCGGCUCUCUUGACAGGAAGACCUGUUCUGAUACGCGAUGAUGCCUGGGACCCGUCCCUCCUCGAUCUCCAAAGUGCGGACGAUGACUGGCGCUUCCUGACACUUAUGGUCGAUUUGGGACGGAUAUCCGGCGACAUGAUCUGCAAUUUGAAUGGACCUCGGACAGCUUCCGUCCUUGGCAAGCAGCAGUCGAUUGGGCAGCAGGCUGCCGCUAGACUCGACCGAUUUUGGAGCAAGAUCCCUCCACACUAUCGAGAGGCUUCGCAGGGUGAACGGCGCAUUGGCUUUUGGCUCCAAGCCCAGUUUCACUGCCUUCGGAUCUUAGCGAGUCGAAUGAUAUCCCCAAAGCUUACACCGACACCUGUCGCCAGUGCUCGCGCCAUCGUUCGGUGUAUGCGAGCUUUCUCGGCGCUCUGUCCCGGCAAACACGCCUUUCAAAUAUCGAUCAUAUCACACUCUACGAUAGUGGCAGCAAGCCUCCUGCUCGAUGUUAUCCUUGGCGGACCCACGACUGAGUUUGUCACCUACCAAGAAAAGAUUACGAUUAUUUGUGAACUCAACGAGAUUCUCACUCUCCUCGACAGCAUCAACCCGCGAGCAUCGAAUGCACUGCACCGCAUGAUCGAAAUGUGUAUCAACCGCCAGGACAUCCAUCAUAGGCCCCUCGCUGGGGCAGCACAGCACCACUUCCUCAAAAACCAUCCUCUAGAAACAAUCGAUCCGUGGUCUGACUGGCAUUUCACAGUGGCACCGAGCGAGGGCCGUCCUCCCCUUGGAACACUUGCGCCCUCUGGAGCAUCCCUACCCCUCGGAACACUUUCGCUCAUUUCUAGUCUUGGUACCGCUCAAGAUCUUGAUCUCACACCAUCGCCAAUUGCAGCGAGGUCCCCAUCAUGGAUGAUACAACCACCAACGUCUUCACUCAAUGGACGUGGACCUGUGCCGGCACAGCCAAUCGCAGCCAACAGCGGGAUUGUAACCGCAGGCGUUGUUGCAACCACUGCUGAGACAACCACUGCCGGGACUACCGCCACAUAUACUGCCUCUCCGACCCUCCUGAAUCCUUUCAGAGCCGCGACCCACAUGCCUUUCGGCCGCGAGUUGCUUCGAACAGCUGCUUUGCACUCCUCCGGCUUCGGCCCUCCGACAGCGUCUCGUGGCAACUCAGCCCGCACAGGGCACUGGGGCGACCUCCACUCUGGUCUUCCUGGACCAUUCAGUCCAUCCAGUGUGUCCACGCCAGGCAGAGGCCCGCUUCAAGCCACCGACGGGAUGGUCAGCAGUCGAUUUCGGAACGAAGACUACUGGUACGAUGGGACAAUUGGCACAACUGGGGCAACGACUCGGCAGACAGUCGCUGCAUCCUCCGAUCCAGGUCUGCAUAACCACGCGUUUGUCCUCUCGCAGGACGAGCAGGCAGUAUCUGGAUAUCAGCACCACCGCCGCGCUGUCGCACAGCAGAAUGACCCGCACCAAAUCACGACCCAAUAUCGGACCGGCAAUCCACGAUCUAAUAACCUCCAGCGUCCUGAUAUCGUGUGGUACUGAUGUUGGAGCAUCUCGAAGGAAGAGC
Molecule: messenger RNA, 2665 nt
Organism: Polychytrium aggregatum
Lineage: Eukaryota; Fungi; Chytridiomycota; Chytridiomycetes; Polychytriales
Exons: 8
Coding region: 115-2640 (841 amino acids)
Biological process (GO): regulation of DNA-templated transcription; DNA-templated transcription
Molecular function (GO): DNA binding; DNA-binding transcription factor activity, RNA polymerase II-specific; zinc ion binding
Source: RefSeq, a predicted model, not a curated record